AUGGUAGCGCUGCCUGCAUUCAAGUUCGUCUUCCUGGCCAUCCGUCAGGUGUCGCGUCCUGUUGCAAAGAAGAUCGUCUCACGCGCGACCACGAAGCAGGCCCUGACGUACGGCGUGUGCAUUGGACUGGGCCGCAUCUCACUCGGUCUCUCCGGCGUUAUAUCGGAGUGGACGCGGGCGGAGGAGCAGAAGCAAAAGGAGGCGCGGCGCCGGUUAGAGGAGGACAACGCCAAAGCAGCGCAGGCUGUCAAUGCGAAUGCCGCGACGAACGUAGCGGGGGCAACCAUGGGCAUGAUGGGCAAGGCAUCGACGACAGCAAGAGGCAGCGAGGCAAUCGCCACUGCGGGAUCGAGUCGCGGCACCACAUCCGCAGUGAGCUCCUCAGCGAAGGCGCAGGCGACUGGAACCGCAGAGACACACGCGGCAGCUACGGCAAAGUCAGCUGCGACGCCGGCAACCGUCAUACCUCGGUCGCGAUCGCUGCUGCAGAGCAUCGUCUACGGCCCGCAGCCAAAGGGCGGGGUGGUGGACACGUACGACAGCACCAUAUUUCUCGAUGCCUCGCGCACCGUCGGCGAGGCAGCCCGCGUCUUUAUCCGCUACCCGUCCCGCAGUGCGUGGGAUGUGUUCCGUCAGACAUUUUUGGCCCCCUUCCCUGAAGAGCGACUAGUUGCGGCUGGCGCCGACCUCCUCAUUGAACUGGUGGCGUACACAGUGCUGUGCACAUUGCUUGUCGUCGAGCUUUACCAGCAGUCCCGCAUAUCGGCAGCCAAAGAGGCUCAUAUGCAGGCCCGCCUUGGGGCAAUCGAAUCGAAGGUGAAUGAGCUGGUGGAGUACAGCAAUAGCACAACCUUCUUCCCACCCGUGCGCGAGUUGCCCCCAGUGCGAGAACUUCGCGUGACAGGGCGCCUCAAUGCCCUCUGGGGCGCCGUCGCAGGCGGUGCCAGCUUUGUUGGUAGUGCUCUAAGCGGAAAUAGCGACGGCAGCGACAAGGGCGGCGAAAGCCUCGUAGCUCAAGAGCGUGGGCGACUGGCACAGAGUGGCAAGGCUGUCGUUCCGCAGCGCAAGAACGGCUCCAACGUGGCGUAUGCCCCGCCGAGGGACCCAACAGUGAAGGUGAGCAAGCACGAUGAGACAACUCUCCUGCAAGAGGAGCUGGAUCAACUCAUGCGCAAUGUCAUCCAAGCGGAGAAGCGGGUGUAG
Leishmania braziliensis MHOM/BR/75/M2904 is the source of this 1203-nucleotide messenger RNA. RefSeq lists its product as hypothetical. Bases 1 to 1203 code for a protein of 400 amino acids. Gene Ontology annotation, cellular component: mitochondrion. NCBI's taxonomy places the organism in Eukaryota, Euglenozoa, Kinetoplastea, Trypanosomatida, Trypanosomatidae. The record is from RefSeq and is a predicted model, not a curated record. The transcript has a single exon. Gene Ontology annotation, biological process: regulation of lipid metabolic process.